Molecule: messenger RNA, 315 nt
Organism: Lactuca virosa
Lineage: Eukaryota; Viridiplantae; Streptophyta; Magnoliopsida; Asterales; Asteraceae
Source: the annotation of a GenBank genome assembly
AUGAAGGAAGGUUUGUCCGGGGUAAUUGACCAUGUUUUGGAGAGUCUUGAGUUUGGUUAUGGUGUUAACAAAUUUCAGGAUGUAUGUUUGGCUGCUGGGAAUGUAUUGGGUAUGCAAGAGGCCAAAGAACUUAUUGGUGGUGGCAGUAAAUUAGAAGAUGCACUGGAAGAUGAUGUGGAUCAUGAGGCUAUAAUUGAUGAGGCACUGGAUGCUUUUGCAUCGUUGGAUUAUGCUUCUGUUUUUGAUUUGGAGAAGCUGAACGUGGAGAAGUUGAAGCAGAUGGUGCAAGCGUAUGGUUAUGCUGGUCCUUCUUAG